AUGCGCUUAGUUUCAGUAUACCAAUACCGUUGCAUAUCAUCCUUAAAUCGAUGUGGAUCUCUGCUGGCAAAUAUGACUUUAGGAAUACUACUUUUGAAGAAAAGCUAUUCAAAAUCUACAUAUGCAGCAGUAGUUGCAGUAACUAUCGGAAUUUCUAUGUGCACAAUGGCCUCUGUAUCAGCCAAGACAGCAGAGGCUAGUGACAAGGCACAGAUUGACUCAGACUUACAUGAAAUGACGAUUGGAACAAUCAUGGUCUUUAUUGCAUUAUUUACGUCCGCUUACUUAGGUAUUCAACAGGAGCAGUUAUAUAAAAAAUACGGGAAGCAUCCAAAGGAGGCCUUGUUUUAUACGCACUUACUACCUUUGCCUGCGUUCUUGUUGCUACAAAGCGAUAUCAGGCAUCAUAUUAAUAUAUUCUCACAACCACCCUAUGCGAAUUUUUCCUAUAUGCCUGAAAAUGGUUUCACAAUGUUAUGGUUCCUGCUAUUUUGCAAUGUUAUCACUCAAUAUCCUUUUAAUGUUUAA
Trichoplax adhaerens is the source of this 528-nucleotide messenger RNA. RefSeq lists its product as uncharacterized. The record is from RefSeq and is a predicted model, not a curated record. Lineage: Eukaryota; Metazoa; Placozoa; Uniplacotomia; Trichoplacea; Trichoplacidae. Gene Ontology annotation, molecular function: UDP-N-acetylglucosamine transmembrane transporter activity; UDP-xylose transmembrane transporter activity. The transcript has 8 exons. Bases 1 to 528 code for a protein of 175 amino acids. Gene Ontology annotation, cellular component: endoplasmic reticulum membrane; Golgi membrane. Gene Ontology annotation, biological process: transmembrane transport.